Molecule: messenger RNA, 1606 nt
Organism: Gossypium raimondii (Peruvian cotton)
Lineage: Eukaryota; Viridiplantae; Streptophyta; Magnoliopsida; Malvales; Malvaceae
Exons: 8
Coding region: 151-1386 (411 amino acids)
Cellular component (GO): cytoplasm; membrane
Molecular function (GO): protein binding
Source: RefSeq, a predicted model, not a curated record
UAUUUAUUUACCACUAUAAAAUCUUUGUCUAAAAACUAUCAGAGCGCACUGCACUCUCUCUCUAUUUUCUGUCAGAUUUCUUUUUUCUCUCUCAAAAAUCUCUCAAAUCCAAUACUCUCCGCUCCUCUGAUCUUUUCUUCGACUUGGUUUAUGAGCUCGAAGGAGAAACCCACUCUUGGCGGUACGCGGAUUAAGACCCGCAAACGGAAUAUUGCUGCACCCCUGGACCCUUCAGCAUUUGCUGAUGCAGUAGUCCAGAUCUAUUUGGAUAAUGCUGGUGACCUGGAACUUGUUGCCAGGAGCAUUGAAUCUUCAGAUCUUAACUUCUCAAGAUACGGUGACACCUUCUUUGAGGUUGUUUUUGCUGGAGGCCGCACACAACCUGGCACACUUAAACCUGAUGAAGGGGAGUGCCACCCUUACUCUAUCAUAGAGUGUGAGGCUAAACGUGAUGCCAUUUUACUAUCUGUGAUUUACAUUCAGAAAAUCUUGCGCCGAAGACCUUUUCUGAUAAAGAAUCUUGAAAAUGUUAUGCGAAGACUCUUGCAGUCCUUGGAGCUUUUCGAGGAAAAUGAGAGGAAGAAGCUUGCAAUUUUCACAGCACUUGCUUUCUCCCAGAAAUUAUCAGGGUUGCCACCUGAGACUGUGUUCCAGCCAUUGCUCAAGGAUAAUCUUGUGGCAAAAGGGCUAGUUCUUUCAUUCAUGACAGACUUCUUCAAGGACUAUCUGGUGGAUAAUAGCCUUGAUGAUUUAAUUUCUCUUCUGAAGCGAGGGAAAAUUGAGGAUGAUCUCCUGCAGUUUUUCCCCUCCACAAAGCGAUCUGCUGAAGGUUUCUCUGAGCAUUUUACCAAGGCAGGGUUGGUACCCUUGGUUGAAUACAAUGAGAAAAAAAUAUUUGAGGUAAAAUUGAAGGAAAUGAAGUCUGCUUUGACAACACAGAUAGUAGAGGAAUCUGAUAUGUCUGAAGUCAUUGAAACUGUCAAACAACGUGUUAAAGAUGCUAAAUUACCUGAUAUUGAGGUUAUAAGGAUUUUGUGGGAUGUAAUAAUGGAUGCUGUUCAGUGGUCUGGAAAGAACCAGCAGCAGAAUGCCAAUUCAGCUUUGCGACAGGUCAAAACAUGGGCAAAGCUGUUAAAUUCUUUCUGCACCAGUGGAAACAUUGAGCUGGAACUUAUAUAUAAAGUUCAGAUGCAAUGCUAUGAGGAUGCAAAAUUGAUGAAGCUGUUUCCCGAGAUUGUGAGAUCUCUCUAUGAUCAGGAUGUCCUUGCAGAAGACACCAUUCUUCAUUGGUUCCGCAAAGGAAACAACCCGAAGGGCAGGCAAACCUUUGUGAAGGCCCUGGAGCCAUUUGUGAAUUGGCUGGAAGAAGCAGAAGAAGAGGAAUAAGCUGGCCAAUAAUAAUAGUAUGGUCAGCAAUCUAUAGAAAUGGUGAUAAACCUUGUACUUGUUCCUUGUUUUUAUUAGCUAUCUGUUGGUGAGACAAUCAACUCAUAGUUACCAGAUCCUUAAGACUCAUGGUGUGGCUAUUAAAAUAUGAGAUGCUAAAAUUGAUGGAGUAAUUAAUUUUAAUAUAUGAUGGUUCAAUAAACAAAAAUCUUGCUUUGUA